This is a messenger RNA of Leguminivora glycinivorella, 578 nucleotides long. RefSeq lists its product as uncharacterized. Bases 1 to 372 code for a protein of 123 amino acids. Lineage: Eukaryota; Metazoa; Arthropoda; Insecta; Lepidoptera; Tortricidae. The transcript has 2 exons. The record is from RefSeq and is a predicted model, not a curated record.
AUGGCUGCUGCGCAGGACCUGCUCAGCAGGCAUGCAGCGCCCGCCGGCCCUGCCUCUGCGGUGCACGACAGCGGAUCGGUGACGGGAUCAGGUGAUGCUGUAUUCUCAAAGCUCCAGUCCCGCAGCAAGUGGCGCACUCAGGGUGCGCAUCCACAGCUGGGCGAGAUGGUCGUCGUCAAGGAUGACCGCCUCCCACCAAACCGAUGGCUGCUCGGACGAGUCACAGCCGUCCACCCGGGCAGCGACGGCAUCAACCGCGUCGCUGACGUCCUCACCACUACGGGGACCCUGCGCAGGGCCUACAAUCGCCUCUGCCCACUUCCAUCGACGUUGGAUCAGGCAGCUCCUGACCCAAGGGGGGCAGCCUGUUAACGCACCUUCCAUGUGUGCGUGAGCGCCGCCGCGCACACAUCGACACGACACCCGCGGGCCGGCGGCCGGCGGCAGCCCGCCCCGCCAUCACUCACCGAUCGUACUCGACGCCGACACCACGAUAGCUCGCGCGUCCAUAGCAAUGUAUUUUUUACAAAUUAUUAAAUAGUUGUUAAAAUCCAAGUUGUCGUCUUCAUCAUUUUCCG